AAAGUCGUUUUGUGGAUGAUUGUGUUAAAAAAUUGGAAGAAAUGUUUACCGAUAUUGAGCUAUUGUAUCGUCAGCAUGGUGGAAGAUUUGGUAUUGCGUGGAAUGCGUCAAUUAGGGGUAUAAAAUUUAUACCCAGCAAGCAGAUAAUGGAAUUCGAUAUUAUUAGAAUUUGCGAAGACAUAAUGAAGUAUAUUGCAAGUAAUUCCAGCAUGCCUAAAAAAAGAAUGUCCUUACGUUUGGUUGCAACUUUAACAAAUGGAGUGGUUAAAAUAUUUAAACAGCAAGUUAAUAUUUGCGAAGAUGAAGUAAUACGUUUUAUAUCUCGAGUAACAGUUCCAUUAAUAUUCGAGAACAUUUCUUUUAUUGAGUCUAGAGAUAUUUUCCGUGAGCCAGAAUCCCCAAUACCUAUAGGCAAGAGGAAAAGAAGGGUAAAAAAAGCAGUUGAAGUCAGUCCCGAUAUUAUAGGUGACUUUAGACAAGCUCUAGAUACCUUAGAGCAACAAACAGCUAAAAAGCAAACGCCUACAGCUAGAAUAACAGACAUCACCAUCCAGGAAGACCUUCCUAUACGCAGACCGGAAGAACAGAUCGAGGGGUUUGGUGAAAUAGGAGGGCUCAUCCUACCAGAUGCCUUAGUUAGGACGUAA
Molecule: messenger RNA, 647 nt
Organism: Brassicogethes aeneus
Lineage: Eukaryota; Metazoa; Arthropoda; Insecta; Coleoptera; Nitidulidae
Source: the annotation of a GenBank genome assembly